This is a messenger RNA of Stylonychia lemnae, 504 nucleotides long. NCBI's taxonomy places the organism in Eukaryota, Ciliophora, Spirotrichea, Sporadotrichida, Oxytrichidae. The record is from the annotation of a GenBank genome assembly.
AUGGCUGUAACAGUUUCAUCUGGAAAACAUAUUGCUGUUAACGAAGUUACUCAAUUUGGAGAGGACAACAUUUGGAUUAAGAUAUUGAAAGGAAAUAUGGCUGUUGCACUAACUACUUACCAAAGCCUUCUUGGGAGACAAGUACAUUAGUAUAGAGCUGAUCAAUGCUAUCAAGAUUUGUGGGACCUUGCUGAUAAUAUAAUAACUUCAUUUGGAACAAUGGGAGCAAGUACUAUCCCUGAAUUUAUUGGUCUAGGUCUCAAAGUUUUAACCAUGGCGAUCUUCAUAUUCCAUGUAGGUAGCCAUUGCACUCCUUUACUGAUGACUAAUCCUCCUACAUAUGUUCCUAAGGCAGAAUCAGCUUUUGGCUUCUUCAUUGGAAAGGCUCUUACUAUCAUCAGCGAUAUCAUUGGAAUCCUUAAGUACGAUGAGAUGUUUUCUUAUGCAAGAGACAUGUCAGAACUUCUUCUUAGUGUUGAAGAGGUAGUUGAAUAUCUAAUUUGA